AGCUAAUAAUUUACAUGUAUGUAUUCAAUUCCAGUAACUGAAAUCUAAGGAAUGAAAUCGAAAUUGAACCCAUUCAGUGUUAAAGCUCGAAAAUGAUUAGACAUUGAAUGAAAAAGUUUUAACAAAUCUUAAGUAGGUCAAAAAUCAUUCACUUUUAUUUAUAUACAUGUUUAUUUAUAUACAGUUAUAUACAUGUAAAAGAUGUCGAAUUUUUCAUCUGUUGUUGGUUAAAUUGGAAUUAAAUUUUGAACCAGGUAUGAAAUACUUUGCAAUGGACAAGAAUGCAGCUGUUCAAUCGAGUAGAUUAAUUUAAUUUGUUAUAAUACUUCUUUCUCGUAUUCUCAUUUGUGUGGUUAUAAUUCGUUCUAUUUUCGAAGAAACUAGGCGACAGGCUACGCAAUUCUAUCUUUCAUUGCUUUAAAGGGUUCUGGCUUUUAGUAACAACGACGAUAGCUUUACGACCUUCACUAACCUUCCCUAUAGUCGUAUCCGAGUGUCAUCAUCAGGCUGUGGCACGGUAUGUUGUGUCUCGCUUGCACGAAUAGGCUUUACUAGAAUACUUUAAUAGAAUACUCUGAACGUAAACUAUUUGAUACUUAAACUAUACUUAACGAUACCAUGAAUAUUAUAAAUAAAUAAAUACUUUUCUUAUCUAAGAAUAGAUUAUCUGAAUCAACAGGUGAAAGUUAUGUUCAUGAGUAUAUACAUAUAUAUGAAAGCAUGUAAAAUUAUAUAAUUUUGUUUUUUCUAAGGGUGACUCCAGUUGUAUAAGUCAAGCUUUGUUAUUUCCCAAAUCAAUUUUUUGAGAACUUUUCAUGAUGUAAAUGUUUAUAUAAGCAUAAAUAAUAUUGUUAACUAUGACAUAAAGUGACUACAGCUUUAAAAUCAACAAGUAUUAACCCUUUGCACUCGAGGCCUUUUUCUCUGAGGCGAACUAGCAACUCCAAACCAUUUCGGCUAUAUUAGGGAAGCGUUUUACUAGUACUUUAUAAUGAUCUUAAAUUCAAGCAAACGUAUACAAAUAAUAAAAUUUAUAAAACAUACAACAUAUAAAACACAAUCUGUUAAAUAUUUUACGUUGUAUUUGAUUUUUGCAUGAUAUUUUACAAAACAAUCCCCGAGAUGGAUUCUCAGUUUGUUAGGGCAUGUAUCAUAAUAAUAUGAGGUUUCUCGCCUGGCGCCAGGUUUAUUACAGCCAUAGCAAAUCUUACAGUCCCUCUUUAUCACUUUCAAAACAAUAUGAAGUUUUCCAUUUAGCCGAGACUCAUCGCUGUUUGGUCUCGCCGCUUGAUCGCGAUGCUGGCGAUACGGUUCUCCCAAUUCUUCCACAAGCGUUUCUACAUACAUAACCUAAAUGGUUUAGUGGUCUUUCCUUUCUUUUCUUUUUUUCUUGCUUAGAAAUGGUGUACAAAUUUGUCAAACAUCUUAUCGCGCAUCGAAAACAAACAUAACGAGUUAAAGAAGGCCUGGGCGCCGCUACGACGCCCGUAGAGUGGACGCGCAAUACUGCCCGGGCGCCGCGCGCCGUAGCGGCGCCGCUCGAGUGCAAAGGGUUAACAACAGAGCUUUUAGGUUAGACAAAUAAACAUUUACACAAAGUUUCGUCAAAAAGUAGAUUUUGGUUUGUAAAUCGUUUCAAGCUUCUCCAAACGUGUGGGUAUAUUAAUGGGACUUAACUAAUCACCAUGUGGGUAUUAAUUACAGGUGUACCAUCGCCGUUUUAUGGUACUUAUCGGGACCAAAAUGUCGGCGAAAGGACGAUCGAUAGUCCACCAAAGUAUGUUGCGCUCAGGGACCUGUUCCUGCCACCAGAAAACGAUUUCAAACAAAGUUACACGAAUCGUCAACAGUGGCACGAUCCAUCGUUUGAGUAUAGUCUGUACUCGGAUCGCAGUUACGCAGGUGGCAGCUAUUUGGACGAGCAAAACGCGACGGAAGAAUGCGUCGAGAUAACAGACAGAAAUCCGAUAUCACGACGGCUCGAGUAUUCCGAUUUCGAAACGAACGGUUCGUUUCGCGAUGCUAGUGAUUUUUGCUUCAAUCGCGAAUACGCCGUGUGGACUCCGUCGAAGGUGAAGUCAGGAGACAGCGGUAAGUGUUCUUUCAAACCUAUCAUGACAUUUCGCAAAAACUUUCAUUUAAGGAUAAGAAUAAGAGGCAAGCAAUUGUCUGUUACUGGUAAAAUAAAAAUUAGAAUUUCAAUUAUAAAAUAAAAUAUUUGAGAAUGAGCGAGUAGGAAAUCAAUUGUUUCAUUGCAUUAUCGUUGCAAAUAAAGUACUGUAUUAUCGAUAUCUGUCGUUUAAAUAAAUGUUUGAUCAUCUCUGACUCUGUGUAUGUAUUUCGUACAUGUAUUGUCUUAAA
Hylaeus volcanicus is the source of this 2361-nucleotide messenger RNA. RefSeq lists its product as uncharacterized. The transcript has 2 exons. The record is from RefSeq and is a predicted model, not a curated record. Bases 1686 to 2213 code for a protein of 175 amino acids. NCBI's taxonomy places the organism in Eukaryota, Metazoa, Arthropoda, Insecta, Hymenoptera, Colletidae.